UUCCCUCUUGUUUCAUUGCCAUUUUUUAAAAUUUUUUCCUCACAUUUUUUUUUUUAAUCCCACAGAACCAGCAGCAGGUCUCUGCAGCGCCCACCUCGGUUCAGCCAUGGCCAGGAAAGGUAAUUGUCCUCCUGGUACCAAGUGGGACUCCCUUAUUUCUGACUGCGUCGGCAAUCCACUGGCAGCCGCACAGCAGCCUAAACCGGCCACAGAGCCUCCCCGUGUUGUUCCUGUCCAUCUGAGAAGCACGGUCCCCACCGCCCCGGCCAAAUCUGUGGUGGUACAGCCCCUCAGUUUUGAGAACGGUCUGUGGGUGUUUGUGGGGUUGUUGACUCUGGGAUCCAUCCUGGCCGUGGUCAUCUGGACCAUCAUAUACAGGCAACAGACCAGACGCCGCAGCAGCGCAGAGGACCCAGAGCCAGCAGUGCAGCCUCUUGCCAAAACAGACACAUCUGUCAAAAUCCACCCAGCGCCUGCAGAGAGAAACGGUCAGGCAGAGAUGCAGCAGAGGGCCAGGGAGGCCCCUUCCUGCCCUCACCUGGAUGCUGGGGCCCUAACAGGCUUCAAGUGUGAGGAAAGCUUCACCCACCGCAGGUACCCCACAAACCAUGGAGGGAUGGAGGGGAGCGGAGGCCUGCUUACGUACAGCACCAUGAGGCAACACACGGUGCCACUUCCUGCCACAGAGCUGGGUGGCACUGCCUUAGUGACAACCAAAACCAUGUAG
Messenger RNA from Myripristis murdjan (pinecone soldierfish), 727 nucleotides. RefSeq lists its product as uncharacterized. The record is from RefSeq and is a predicted model, not a curated record. The transcript is spliced from 3 exons. NCBI's taxonomy places the organism in Eukaryota, Metazoa, Chordata, Actinopteri, Holocentriformes, Holocentridae. The coding region runs from base 107 to 727 and encodes 206 amino acids.